Molecule: messenger RNA, 4524 nt
Organism: Nerophis lumbriciformis (worm pipefish)
Lineage: Eukaryota; Metazoa; Chordata; Actinopteri; Syngnathiformes; Syngnathidae
Gene: dhx29
Product: DEAH (Asp-Glu-Ala-His) box polypeptide 29
Biological process (GO): translational initiation
Cellular component (GO): intracellular anatomical structure
Molecular function (GO): RNA binding; RNA helicase activity; ATP binding
Source: RefSeq, a predicted model, not a curated record
AAAUUUGCGAGCAUGUGUCAUUCACCAUUUGGCAACACAGCCUACGGUGGCCGUGUGGCUAAAAUGCGUGAAUGAGCUCGACGACGAGAAGGACGAGGUGACGCAAGUACCAACGCGGUUUCUCCUCACUGGCGCAUAAACCAUUGGGGUUUUUUUGUGGGUGUCUUAAUGGGUGGAAAGAAAAAGAAAUCUUCGGCGGGGGUUGCUGCUCCUCCCACGGCCUACGGAGGAGCUGCGGCAGCGGGCCGAGUUGGUGCUGCUCCAGCCGGGAACAGCACGACAGAUGAGGCGAAGAGGCAGGCGACGAACGGCAAGCUGAGCAAAGCAGCCAAAGACACCAAGUCUAAAGCUCCAAAGACAUACAGUCUUGCCAACACAGCCCAGGUGGACACAGGCGGCAUCUCAGAUAAAUCAAUCCUGAAAGUGUCCAUCCAAGCUGACUUGGAGAAGAAGAUCAUCAAGCUGAUCAAUGACUUCCGGCAGGAGAACGGGGACAAAGGGCCUGUCUCAGGCAGACUCACUAACAAGAAGCUUUUGGAUCUGUACUUGGCUCUGCAGAAGUUCAACUUCAAGAGGGAGCACAUAGAGGAGGCCAUGAAGAGCAGCGUGCUCUACGGCGGCGAUCUCCACUCAGCUCUCGAUUGGCUCUGCCUUAACCUUACUGACGAUGAGCUGCCUGAAGGUUUCACCCAGCAGAUGCAAGAGGAGAACCAGAAGAGUCGGCCUAGGUUCCAGCCUGCGCCCCAGCAGCAGACCGCGGCAGCCCCAAUUCAGGCGACCCCCAAAGCGCCGUCCAGGGACACCACCAAGGACGCAGUCCAGGAUGACGAUGCACGCAUGAAGGAUUGGAUCUUAAGGUACGCUGAGCAGAGCAGUGAGGAAGAGGAGGAGGAGGAGGAGGAGGAGAAGGAUGAUGGAGGGAAGAUGUUGCGACACAAUCCCGAACUGGAUGAAAAAUUUGAUCCGAAUGACAGGUAUUUGAUCCUGACAGCUCAAUUGUACGACGCUAAAGAAAUGGCGAUGGCCGCCAAGACCAAAGGAGACAAGACUGGUCAACGGACAGCACAAGAUAGAAUACGCGUCAUACAACAAGAAAUGAAGCAACUAGAAUCGCACCCUGUGUUCAAUCCAGCCAUAAAAGUGGUGGAUGCACCCCAAAAAGAGAAGAAGACGAUUGCUGUCAACACGGACAAAGAAGAACUGGGCUUCGGUUUGUUUGAGAGGCCUGAAAAAGAACCCCCAACAGAAAAGAAAGUCGCCAGGAAGAACGAGCCAAAGGACAUUCGUAAUUUUGACUACACGGCGCGCAGUUGGACCGGCAAGUCCCCCAAACAGUUUCUCAUCGACUGGGUGCGAAAAAACCUCCCCAAAAGCCCCCCGCCGGCUUUCCACAAGGUGGCUGCAGGCAGAUACUGGCGCUGCAAAGUGCGUGUUCAGAGGCUGGAGGAUGUCCUGGAAGUCUGUCCCACCAUCCUGACAGAAGACAGCAUGCAGGCUCAGCAUUUGGGAGCCACGUUGGCGCUCUACACGCUGGUGAAAGGACAGUCAGUGCACCAGCUCCUGCCACCAACCUACCGGGACGUGUGGCUGGAGUGGAGGGACGGCGAGCAGCAGCAACAGGAAGAGAGCCGCACCGCCGCCAACAAGCCCCGGGACCAGUUCAUCGCCCGACUCCUGACCCGCCUCAAGCAGCAGCAGAACUGUGAGCAGAGCUCUAAUGGAUCUGAUGGCCACGUCUUGCUCGCCGGAGGUGGGGAUGAAGAACCCGAGGAGUCCUGGGAGAACCUGGCUGGUCUUGACAUGGCUGAAAAAGGAGGAGGGGGAGAUGUGGAGAGUAGAGGAGUCGGGAAGGAAAACAAAGAAGCACUGCAGACGGCCAGAGAGCUCCUCAUGAAGAUGAGGAAGUCCCCACUGGCACAGAAACUACAGGCAGAUCGAGAGCAGCUACCCGUCUUCCAGCAUCGUCACCGCGUCAUGGAGGCCCUGCGGCGCCACCGUGUGGUGGUGGUGGCCGGUGAGACCGGCAGCGGGAAGAGCACGCAGAUCCCACAGUUUCUCCUGGAAGAGAUGCUGCUCGGAGAGGAGCCCUGCAACAUUGUGGUGACGCAGCCCCGGCGAAUAUCCGCCAUGAGUUUGGCCUGCAGAGUCAGCCAGGAGCUGGGAUGCGAGGACGGACCGGCGUCCAAGUUGUCGCUGUGCGGCUACCAGAUCAGGAUGGAGAACCAGUCGGGGGAAUGGACCCGCUUGUUGUACUGCACCACCGGAGUUCUUUUACGGAAGCUCCAGCACGACAAACACCUCAAUUCCUUGACCCACAUCAUUGUAGAUGAGGUGCAUGAGCGCAGCGUCCAGUCCGACUUCCUGCUGACCAUCCUGAAAGACGUCGUUUUGAGGAGAUCCGACCUGCGGCUUAUCCUGAUGAGCGCCACAGUGGACUGCAACAAGUUCUCCGGCUACUUCAACCGCUGCCCCGUCGUCAGCAUUCCGGGGCGAACCUUCCCAGUGGAGGUGUUCCACUUAGAGGACAUAGUGGAGGAGACGGGAUACGUCCUGGAGAAGGACUCGGAAUACUGCCAGAGAAUCUUGGAAGAGGAAGAGGAAGUAAGCAUCGUCGUCACCCAAAAAGGUGGAAAGACAUCACAGCACCAGGAAGUGAUCAUAAGGGACUCUUCUUCUGGAUGGGACCUGGGUCCUGACCUGGACCACUUCAGCAGCAGGACUCGCCAGGUGCUGCAGUACAUGAACCCUAACAAGAUCAACAUGGACCUGCUGGUGGAGCUCAUCAACUACCUCGAUAAAUCUCCACAAUUUGCACAACUGGAUGGCGCUGUCCUGGUGUUCCUGCCUGGUCUGGCUCACAUCCAGCAGAGCUACGACCUGCUGUCAUCAGACAAGAGGUUCAAGGACAAAAACAGGUACAAAAUAGUCGCUCUCCACUCGACGCUGUCAUCCAAGGAGCAGGCAGCGGCCUUUACGGUGCCCCCAUCUGGCGUCAGGAAGAUCGUGUUGUCGACUAACAUCGCUGAGACGGGCGUGACAAUUCCUGAUGUCGUUUUUGUCAUUGACACAGGAAAAACUAAGGAAAACAAGUACCAUGAAAGCAGCCAGAUGAGCUCCCUGGUGGAAACCUUUGUGUCCAAAGCCAGCGCCCUUCAGAGGCAGGGAAGAGCAGGACGGGUCCGCAACGGCUUCUGCUUCAGACUCUACCCAAAAUACAGGUUUGAUGCAUUCAUGGACUACUCCAUUCCGGAAAUACUACGGGUCCCUCUGGAGGAGCUGUGUCUUCAUAUUAUGAAAUGCGAGUACGGCUCCCCGGAGGACUUCUUGAGUCGUGCACUGGACGCCCCUCAGCCUCAGUCAGUCAGCAACGCCGUCAACCUGCUGAGGAAGAUUGGCGCCUGCCAGCCCACCAGUCACGUCCUCACCCCUCUGGGACAGCAUCUGGCCAACCUGCCCGUCAACGUCAAGAUCGGCAAGAUGCUCAUCUACGGCGCCAUCUUCGGCUGCCUGGAACCGAUCGCGACCAUCGCGGCUGCCAUCGCCGAGAAGUCUCCCUUCUCCACGCCCAUGAACAGGAAGGAGGAAGCCAACUUGGCUAAAGCGGCGCUAGCGUUAGCCAACUCUGAUCAUAUGACCAUGUACAAUGCAUAUUUAGGGUGGAAGAACUCCCAGAAGGAAGGACUUAAAGCAGAAAUGUCCUUCUGCCGAAAACACUUCCUCAAUCGCGCAGCUCUCACUACCAUAGAGGACGUGAAGCACGACCUGAUGAGGAUGAUGGAGCAAGCAGGCUUCUGCUCAUCCCGCGGGCCCGUCUCCUCGCGGGCCGUGCCCCCCGCCGCCUCUAAGCAGAUGCUUUCCGUGUUGGGUUCAGUUCUGACCGCCGGCCUGUACGACAGCGUAGCGCGGAUCCUCUGCACUGCCUCCGUGGACGUUUUGGAGCGGGUGGCUUGCUCGGCGGAGACCCCGCAGGGCAAGGCCCAGGUCCAUCCUUCGUCCGUCAACCGCAACCUGCAGACGCACGGAUGGCUGCUCUACCAGGAAAAGGUGAAGUACACCAAGAUCUACCUACGAGACACCACUUUGAUAUCUCCAUUCCCAAUGCUGCUGUUUGGAGGAGACAUUGACGUUCAGCACCGAGAGCGACUUAUUACGCUGGACGGAUGGAUGCAUUUCCAGGCCCCUGUGCGGAUAGGCGUGAUCUUCAAACACCUGAGGAAGCUGCUAGACUCUUUGCUGGAGAAGAAGCUUGAAAACCCUCGCAUGAGUUUAGAAGGUGAGAGGACCAUCCAACUGAUUUUAAACUUGAUCCAAUCAGAGCAAUCUUGCUAACUCCCAGACCACAUCUGCAGACUAAUGGAGCACAUGAGGAACUGUUGGUAUUAAAAACCUUCAAUCAUGUUGAAUAGGAUUGGUCAGCAUCUCCGGGCCGUCCUGAAGGGAAUGUAGGUCCACUCUUCUUUACAUAUAAUCUCCAAUCCUAGAGCAUUUUGAGGCUGUGGCUUGGCAACUCAACAUUUGAGCGCU